This is a messenger RNA of Esox lucius (northern pike), 1732 nucleotides long. RefSeq names its product TMEM219 domain-containing protein. The record is from RefSeq and is a predicted model, not a curated record. The transcript has 7 exons. Lineage: Eukaryota; Metazoa; Chordata; Actinopteri; Esociformes; Esocidae. The coding region runs from base 68 to 907 and encodes 279 amino acids.
UUAGAAAUGUAACUCAAUAUUACUUCUUUGGAACUGAAUUGCGAAGCUUUGCACAGUUUCACAGGUGAUGGGUUCCUGGCAUCCUAUCGCUAAUCUAAAGGAGUAUGUUUACGAGCACCCUCCGGGAGUCAUCUUUUUCUUGUGUGUGCUGACCCUUGCACUCACCUUCCUAAGCUUCGGGUCAUACACACAUACACACCGACUGCCCAACCCAGACACACCACAGGACUGGAACCACUUCCUGUCCUCAUUAGCCCACCUCCAGUUGUGUGCAAAAGCCAAUGGUGUGGGGGUGGAGAUGGUCUCCUCUACUACAUUUGGGCAAGAGGAGUUAGGUGGAACAGCAUACAAUUCCACCCAGAGUCCUCCAUCUAUCACCCAUUUGUCCCUCUCGGUACCGCUGGCUGUGAUGCACAGCUCAGACAGCCAGUCUAUGAGCAACGUCCACCUCCGUGCAAUGUUACUGGCCAGUCAGCUGGGCCUCACAGGUAAUGAGACUGUAAACGUUACACUGAUGUUCUCUUCUCAACCUGUGGAAGGCAACUUGCACACCUGCCUUACCAUCAGUGCACCUACACACAUCCUACCACUGACCCUAAGGCCACCUGUGUGCUCUGCUAGUGAAGGGACAUCCUAUCCUGUCAAAGCAGUUGCAACAGACACAAGCAGCCUGAAGCCACCAAUGUCAGAGUCCUGCUACAUUCUGCAGUACACACCGGAUUCCACACUUACAGCCAUGCUUACACAGAAGGAACUGGGUCUGGCGGGUAGGCAUCUGAUCCAGGUGAGUAUCUGCCUCCUGGGAGUAUGUGUGCUGCUCUUCCUCUCUGCCAGCCUCACACACACACACACCCGUCGCGACCACAACGGCCUGGACCAUCAAACGGAGCCACUGAUGGACUCCUGAAGCGGUCUUUACCAGACCAUAGAAUGCAUCUAAUACCCAGCAGAGAAGCAAGAAACAGGAUGGACUGACUUAAGGACACUGAGGUUGCUGUUGGGAUCUGACUUUAACCACAACUUCCAACUGCAGUUAUUGGUCUCUCGGCUCUUAUCCUAGUCUAGCUCCACUGUCUGCAGCUGCCAUGGAGGUUGAGCCUCCUGUCCAACACCGCCAGAGAUUCAGCCUGAAAAGCUCUCUCUUCAACUGCACAUUAGCGGCAGUAACACCUUUCCCAUUAUAUCAUUUGUGGUUGGCAGUACAAUGUUUAAUCAGCAUAGCUGCAUAUCUCCAUCUUAAUUUAAAGGCUGACAGGUGAAAUCAUCCAAAUGAAAUUUACAGUGCGAAACAAUAGUGAAAUGCUUACAAGCUCUUUGCAGACCUUAACUAGUUCAGUCUGCAAUAAAAAAAAUGUAAUAUAUAAAAACAAUAAGUAACAUGACUGUCUUCUAUUUACAGUAAUAUUGACACUAAAGAAGGUCUAUUCCCAUCACCUGCCUAGUGAAAACUACUGUGCUCAAUACCCCAGUAGGCCUUGAACUGCAUGUUUCCGAAAUGUUUGAAAACCCAUGUGAUUUGGAUGUAAACGUAAAGUAACGGUCUGUUGCUCUGGAAUCACAUAGCAUACAACACCUGGAGAUGUAAACCUUUUUAUGUUUUUUUUUACUUCUGAAAAGGCCUGCGUCAAUGUAGCCUGCGUCAAUGUAGCAAAACCUGAUCUGUAAGUUCCUUGUACUGUAUUAGUCACAUAUGAUCCCCAAGGAAGGUUGAAAUAAAGUUUUGGAGUUGACA